Messenger RNA from Athene cunicularia (burrowing owl), 1322 nucleotides. RefSeq names its product glycosylated lysosomal membrane protein (gene GLMP). The coding region runs from base 11 to 457 and encodes 148 amino acids. NCBI's taxonomy places the organism in Eukaryota, Metazoa, Chordata, Aves, Strigiformes, Strigidae. The record is from RefSeq and is a predicted model, not a curated record. Gene Ontology annotation, cellular component: lysosome. The transcript is spliced from 2 exons.
CCUCCACCAGAUGCUCUCCCUGGUCGCCGAGUCCCAGAACGGCAGCUCCACACUCAGCUUCCUGCAGUGGAAGGCAACAGCCUACGGCUCCCAGACCCCGAGGCGUGAGGACAACAUCCAGUGCCGCUCUCGUGGCCUCCAGGCAGCCAACUGGACCCUGCCCGCCUCCAGCGUUGUCCGUGCCUACUUUGGGGAGGGUGUAGGCAGCACCUACACCGUCAGUGCCAUCAAUAUCUCUUUUGGGGGAGAGGAUGGGAAGGUUUACCAGGAGAAGCGCUACCUGAGCUGGUCGGCGCUGCUGGGCUUCGGGCAGCCCCCCAAGGACACCUUCUCCCCCCUCGUCAUCUCCAUCAUGGCGGUGGCACUGGGCACCCCUGUGGGGAUGCUGCUGGUGGGCAGCUGCCUGGUUCUCUUGGCCCAGAGGAAACGUUACUCUGAGUACGACCCCAUCAACUGAGUGGGACGCUCUCUGGAGAGACCCCCAGGAUCCUUCCUGUCGCCAGGAAACGACCGUGGCUGCUGCAGGGGCUCCAGUGUCCGCAAUCUCCUCUCUGUCCUCCCUCUGUCCCUGCAGCCCAGGCUCGGAGGGGACCAGGGCGACAUUUGCAGCAGUUGCCCACGUCGCAGAUCGCUCUGUCCUGCUGCUUCUUACUGCCCAGGUCCUGCACCGGAUUUCACUUCUUCCUCUGUUUUCCCCUGACCCAUCCAGCCAAGGGAAGUGACUAGUGGGAGUCGGUCAGGGUCACCUUGAGCUGCGGGAUGAUCCUCCUCCUCCCAAGGGAUAAAACCACUGUCGUUGUGUCUGCGGCAGCUGGGGCUGGGCCCUUCUGGAGCGCUCCAGGGUUCUUUGGGUGCCUCCAACCAGGAGCAGGGCUGCAGGGCAGGGCUGGGGACCAGUUACUGCUCCUGCCAGCGUGCAGGGUGCCUUGCUGCUUCUCGCUGUGCUGGGGGCAUCCCAGGACAGCCCCCCUCAACCCAGCUGGGCCUCACAGACUCCCCAAUCCCCAACAAGCACUUUCUGCUGUGCUGGCCUUGCUGAGAGCUGCUGGUGCAAAAGGGAAACCCAGUGCUGCUUUGGGGCAGCUGCUUGAGCUCAGGUAUGUCCUGUCAGCCCACAAAGGGCUGAUCCAGCCCUUGCUCUCGGCCGUUGGCUCUGCAGGGCUGGCUCGCAGGUGCUCUCCAGGUGCUUGGAGCCAUGGGGCGAGCGUGAUCUGUGGCUGCUGGGUGUUUGCAAAGGUACCUGUCACUUGGGGGUGUGCUGGGUUUUCACGUUCUCCAUCACUGACUUUUCUUCGACCAAGUAAAGUGGAUUUCUAAGAGCA